UGGCGGGCGAGCCGGUGAAUGAUUGGCUGCAUAAGGCGUUGGUUCCCCACCAGUGAAGGUUAUUGGUCACGUGUUCACCCACCUCUAUAUCUCUUCCUCUUCCUCUUCUUCCCUUCUUCUUCUUCAUCCCCUUCUUCCUCCACCAUCUCUUCUUCUUCCUCAUCCUCUUUUGCCAUUUCUUCUAUCACUGAAUCAUUUGCAAAAGGAUACCUGCCGGCCCACAUGCCCCUAGCUCCAGUAGUUCCAAAGACCCCAGGGCAGCCAUAUGCCUUUGAGCGGCCUGAGUGCUUGGGUUGGUACCUGAUACCGUUAUUCAAGCUCUACAUCUCAUACGCGCCAGACUCCUUUCCCUGUGACUGGCUGGAGAAAACAGAGGACAUCAAGGUGAAAUGCAUAGACAGCACAGGCAACAAAGUAGACUUUCCGACUCCUCCAGAGCUUUUAAAGGCCAUCAGGAAGUGUGAGAGGGUCAACCAUCCUGAAAAGGGACUCUUCUCCGGUUUACCCAGCAACUGGGGCUUUUCUGGAUUUAUGCAGACGGGAGCCUAUCAAGUUCUUGAUGAGUAUCCAUUCAUCGAACAUGGGGAGUUCUGUGGCCCAAUGUUUAACAAAGUACACCGCAUGGUGUAUCACUCAUACCCUUGUAUAAAGGGAGUACAGCUUUUCUAUCUUGAGCAAAACCAUUGGAGUUGCAUAAUGAGAGAUCAUUCAAGCGCGUACGAAGUGAGCCAGGUCGAGAAUGACCCCAAGAGUUAUUUUCUUCGAUCCGAAUUACUGGCAGCGAUUUCAGUAUUCUACCGUCAAUUGCAUGAUAUGAUAUGGAAUCCUCGAGUAGAGAAAUACAAACCCAUCUUACGGUACAAAGAGGGAUUUUUGACCGCUACAGUUGUGACGUUCAUCCAUCGACAGGUCCGAGUAGUUCAAGCAAGCAUAAAACCAUCAGAAACAUAUCCAACGAUUACUUUUACACUACGCGCCAUCUACGAUCUCAACGCGGAAAAAUAUGAUCAAGAAGUCGCUUAUACUGUUUUGCAGUGGAUCCUGAGCCCUCCCAAGCCUGCAGAAGUGGAUUAAGAACUAGGUUGGUUUCGCGGUUGGGAGUAUUUGUGUUUGGUGAUGCUAUCUGUAUCUGAAUUUGCUGUCUGUCUCUUGAAUAUUAUGACCUUGGAAGGUGUAAAAGCAUGCUCUUUGUUUUGGACUAGUUGAAAAAUGGAAUUCUCUCCUACUACUACUACUACUACUGGGAAGGACCACAUUGAUGCUGUGCAAAGUCGGCACCAAUAAUGUUACCCCUGUACUUUUAAUCAUUUGUCUCUCUUGAAGACUCGACUUGGAGUUCUGCAGAGAAAGCCGUUCUUUCCUUUCCUUCCUUUCUUUUUUGCCCUUUCUCUCUUCCUAGUAUGGAGUACUCCGUACACGCGAGUGAAAGGUAGAAUUUAUGUACUGAUCGACGAGGCUCGUAAAAUCCUUGCACGUACAAUGAGGUCACCAAUGCGGGCCGAUGCAGCUCCUACCGCCAGUGGUUAAACAUCUUCCAGAUGGGUAAGACCGCCAUAUAAGGAGAUUUUUCUUUUUCUCCCAUUUCUCAUUUUUACUUUUUCCUCCCUUUCAUCUCGGCUAAGAGUUCAGAGAAAAUAAUGACGAGAAGAGAAGGUCGAGAGAAGACCAGGGUAGUCCAAGGUAGGGCAACCUGUCAGAGUAUCGAGAGCAAAAUCAACCAGUCAGAAAAGGUGAACCUUAAACAGUCACCAGGGAUGGUGGCUUUAAGCUGCUACCUUCAGAUGUUGCCCGGCUUGUAUUGUUGCCUGUCCGCUUCUUUAUUGUGCUGCUGUUGUUCCAAUUUUGCUGAUCAGUACCAGUCGACAGGCAGGCUUGCCUUGGAAAGAGUAAUACAUCUUGCGUGAGUGCCGGCGAGUUGGGUUGGUCAAUUGGAGCCAGCACAAAGCAGCGCUAAAGGAGAACUGUCACUAAUGCAAGGUUAACGCAGGCAGCCCUAUCCACGUCGUGCCCAACGAUAUCCUGGCUCCAACCCG
Molecule: messenger RNA, 2033 nt
Organism: Trichophyton rubrum CBS 118892
Lineage: Eukaryota; Fungi; Ascomycota; Eurotiomycetes; Onygenales; Arthrodermataceae
Exons: 3
Coding region: 19-1074 (351 amino acids)
Source: RefSeq, a predicted model, not a curated record